Nipponia nippon (crested ibis) is the source of this 2378-nucleotide messenger RNA. NCBI's taxonomy places the organism in Eukaryota, Metazoa, Chordata, Aves, Pelecaniformes, Threskiornithidae. The record is from RefSeq and is a predicted model, not a curated record.
AUGCACCCCAAAAUUCUUGUAGUGAAAUUUUUGCUGCCUUUUCAGGUGUACUGCGAGUAUGGGAUGGUACAUGUCCUUUCAGAGAAGGGGAGCAGCAAAGGAAAAGACUACUGUAUCCUCUUCAACUCUCAGUGGGCCCAUUUGCCACACGAUCUGGGAAAAGCUUCACUCUUGCAACUGCAGGAUCAGACAGCAUCUGUUUUGUGUUCUCCUUCUGAUGUACCCGCUGGAGGAUUUAAUAAUCAAAUCCCCAUGGUGAUGCGAGGGAAUUGCACCUUCUAUGAGAAAGUGAGGCUUGCUCAGAUAAAUGGAGCUCGUGGGCUGCUCAUCGUUAGUAGAGAGAGACUGGUUCCUCCUGGGGGCAACAGGAGUCAAUAUGAAGAAAUUGAUAUUCCUGUGGCUCUGCUCAGCUAUACCGAUAUGUUAGAUAUUGGCAAGAGUUUCGGCAGCUCGGUGAAAGGGGCGAUGUAUGCACCAAAUGAGCCUGUGCUAGACUAUAACAUGGUGAUUAUAUUUGUCAUGGCUGUGGGGACUGUUGCAAUUGGAGGCUACUGGGCAGGAAGCAGAGACGUGAAAAAGCGGUACAUGAAGCACAAACGUGAUGAUGGGGCAGAGAAACAUGAUGAUGAAACAGUUGAUGUGACUCCAAUAAUGAUCUGUGUGUUUGUAGUGAUGUGCUGCUCAAUGCUGGUCCUCCUUUAUUUCUUCUAUGACCACUUAGUCUAUGUUAUCAUAGGAAUAUUCUGCCUGGCUGCCUCAAUUGGUCUUUACAGUUGUCUGUCUCCCUUUGUAAGAAGAUUCCCCUUGGGAAAGUGUAGAAUCCCAGACAACAACUUGCCUUAUUUUCACAAGCGUCCACAGGUCCGGAUGUUGCUAUUGGCGGUAUUUUGUAUCUCUGUCAGUGUAGUCUGGGGAAUCUUCAGAAACGAAGAUCAGUGGGCCUGGGUUCUGCAAGAUGCUUUAGGAAUCGCUUUCUGUCUUUACAUGUUGAAAACAAUUCGCCUGCCUACAUUUAAGGGUUGUACCUUGCUCCUCCUGGUUCUUUUUGUGUAUGAUGUAUUCUUUGUAUUUAUCACACCUUUUCUAACAAAGACUGGGGAGAGUAUAAUGGUGGAGGUGGCUGCAGGCCCGUCUGAUUCUGCCACUCAUGAAAAGCUCCCAAUGGUCCUGAAGGUUCCACGGCUGAACUCCUCGCCGUUGGCUCUGUGUGACCGGCCUUUUUCUCUCCUAGGAUUUGGAGACAUUUUAGUUCCAGGCUUACUGGUGGCCUAUUGCCAUAGAUUUGAUAUUCAGGUGCAGUCGUCCAGAGUUUAUUUUGUGGCCUGCACAAUAGCAUAUGGCAUAGGCCUUCUUGUGACCUUUGUUGCCUUGGCACUGAUGCAGAUGGGUCAGCCCGCUCUCCUCUACCUGGUGCCCUGUACUCUCCUCACAAGCUUUGCUGUGGCUCUUUGGAGAAAGGAGCUCGCAAUGUUCUGGACGGGCAGCGGCUUUGCGAAAGACCUACCUCAGCCUCCCUUGGUGAUAGCUCCUGUCAACUGCCCUGAGCUUUCCAAAGAUAGCAGUGUACCAGCCUCUCACCAAGCCACAGAGCAAACGACCAGUCCUACCCUCCACAUGAAGGAGCUGCAUGGCCCCACCUCAGCUGCAGAGGAGCUGGCUGAUACGGACACAAAGACGGACCAGUCAGAAAUUUCUAUUGCACAGAGCGAGGAACCAGCUGGUCAGAAUAAGGACGACCUUGAAAGCAAAUGCUUAAAUGCAGAGCAAAAACAGCUGGAAUAAACGAUGUGAUAAGAACUCCUUAUUUUCCCUCACAAACAUAUCCAUAUAAAACCAGUAUGUAUUUAGGACUGGUUUAGUAGUGUUUGCGUUCAUUGAGGAACCUCACUUGGGAGUCUGAUCAUCAAAUCCAACAACGAAUGUUCUGCCUCCGGCUUCGGUACAGCUAUACACUUCAAACAUCUUUCUGAAAUAUGGUGCUCUACAAGGGUUCUGAUGUAUGGAUUUCAAUGAUCAUUUUAUUAGUGAAUGCCUUUGACCGUUCCAUUUUCAUUAUACCAGGGUAGUAUUAAGAGUCUUUAUUUACACUUUAUUACCCUGUGCUUGUGUGGCUAUUUUGCUGCUUUAGCAUAGCGUAGGUUAACAUGGAGGAAAAGCAUUGAACAAGUCUGCUACAAUGCUUAGUUGAGAGAAACAUGAUAGUUUUUUUAGCACUUUCCCUGUUGUCACCUUUUACUUUACUUUUCCCUACUUGUCAAAGCCAUUGAUACAAGAGAAUGCUUUAGUAUAAACUGACAUUCAGGAAACGCAGAGAGUGGUUAAAUUACCAGCAUCUGAAAGGAUUUAUACUACCGUGGUGCAUUAAAUGCAUCUCUUAA